This is a messenger RNA of Seminavis robusta, 3832 nucleotides long. The record is from the annotation of a GenBank genome assembly. Lineage: Eukaryota; Bacillariophyta; Bacillariophyceae; Naviculales; Naviculaceae.
UUGCAAAAGAUCCACGGUUCGCAUCGAUGUGACUGUUCGCUUCGUCUCGUCAUCAACACACCUCCCCAAAACCUGCAUCCGCCCUCUCGAAACAAUGGUCUUUUGCCUUCAAUCUUCCCGAGAGAUAGCACCAUAAUAAAUAGACCAAGCUAGCUACAGUAGAUCAUGACGACAUCUUCCAACCACCACCAUCACCGAGUACCAUCAUUUCAUUUGCUCUUGCUGAGCAUCUUGGCCAUGACGGCCAUACUGACUUGGCUUGGAACACACUGGAUUUUCUAUUAUGCCUCCGAUCAACCGCACCAAGCAGCAUCCAUCUUGAAAGUUUAUCUGGAAGAGAGCAAACAGCAACUGGCAAUCGAAAAAUUGUCAGGAGAUGAUAAAUUGGCCCAGGAUAGUUCCACCACUUCUACCAGUAGUAGUGCUACCAAGGAAGCCUCCCUCACAUUACCCACAAAAAAGAAAAGUCAAGCAAUACAGCCACCCAAGCUAUUAAGGGGAAAAGUACAACCAACAGAACAGCCAAACAGAAAAGAAGAACAACCAAAGCAAGCCGCCAGCAGUCAAGAAGAACCACAGAAACAACUUUUGGAGGAAGAGGAAGACCACAGUGUCCAAUUUCAUUUUAUCAUCAGCACCCAGUGCUCGUCCUACCAACUUUGGGAAACCCUCACCACCUUUCAUUCUGCCGAAGCUGUCCAUCAGUGCGGCCAAUUCACCUGGAUUGUUAGUGGAUGUCUACCGGAUCAUGAACACGACAAGGGCAAAGGCAAAGGAGGCGCCAACAGCGACAAUCUAUCAUCUUCUUUUAUUCGAAAACGGGUCCAUGAACACUUUCCGCCAGAAUUCCACGAAACCGAUUGUUCCCGAUUGCAUCCCAAUCUACAUUUCACACCCGAUUUCUCCGACAUGUCCGUCUAUGGAGGCCCCUACGCCAAUGGCAAAAAACGACGCAUCUUUACCAAUCCCAACAAUGGCAAAACCGUGCCUUCCAACUACGGAAAUCACUACUAUUUCAACAAUAAACCAAAUGGACUCUUGCAUUGGGCUACCGCACAACAAGACAAUCAGGAUGUAGAUGAAGCCAUUGUCUUGAUUGAUCCCGAUUUCUUGUUCCUCGCACGCUUUCAUUUGGCAAGGCCGGAUAUGAGUGUUGUGGGACACUCCAAAAAGAAGGACAAACCGUUCACGCAAGACAAGGAUCUCGUCUACAAGGGAAAGCCAGCGGCGGCUUCCUAUGGUCUCGGAGCUCAAUGGCUCGACUUUAAUCGCACGCACAUUUGUGGAGCCGACAGUCCCUGUGUCAAAACCACGCAACAAGAAGUUCACAAACACUAUUCGGCCGGGCCACCCUAUGUCAUUCAUCGGGCCGAUGUCUUGCCCUUGGCCACUAAAUGGGCCGCACUGGUUCCAGCUACGUACGAUGAAUAUCCACUUCUCUAUGCCGAAAUGUACGCCUAUUCCAUGGCAGCGGCACAUUUGCAACUACCGCAUCAUCUCAUUAAUGGGCUCUUUACGGGAUGCAUGGUCGGUUGGCCCAAUCCCAAGCGAUGGGACAAUGCCACCUGGGAAGCCGCCGAACGAAAAGUCAUUGAACAGAGUGCACAGAACUAUCGCGUGCAGCUCGAACAAGAACUAGUGUCUGCGGCAAAGAAAAAACAACCCAUUCGUUCGCACGAAUCAGCCACGAGUUGUUUUGUCAAGCAUCAUUCCAGCAUUCUACCGCCCAUGUUGCAUUACUGUCGACGGUACAUGAUUCCUACUUCGGCGGAAAUGAAACGGGUGGAUCCAAAGGUGACCUACCGAUUCUUUGCCAAGCGAAGAAUGGAGCACAAUACAGUGCUGGAUUGUAACGACAACAAUUACUUUUACCCCUUUGAUUCCACAAAGGAUCAAGAAACCAUUGAAGGAGGCCAUGCCGACUGGAAUGCACUGGCAGUCUGUGCCAUUGCACGGACCGUCAACUUUGCCCGCCAUCGGGGAUGUGAGAGAUUGGCGGCGUCGUAGGUGAAUCAACACGUGAUACUCAAAACAAUCAGCAUGGAUCGAGUUUGGAAAAAGGAAGUAACAUAGACAUGCGCAAUCUUAGGCCUGCAACCAGCGAAGCCACAUUCGACACAGAAGCUCGGAUUGCACCAAAGACUUUGAAGGAGCUCAAAAGGUCCUACCUCGUCAACAUGAGGAGGCUUUCCGGUCAACGUUGCACUAGGGAAGACAAAUGGUAUCUGUCGGCCGAUUUGAAUGUAGAGAGGUCGUUUCUGUGACUCCGCGGGAGUUGCUUUCUGCUCGUUUUGCAAAGCUAUAGACUGAUUCUGUGAUAGGUGCUUUUCUGCACUUUUUGCAAAGCUCUAUUAUAAGAACUUAGCUACAACUUCAGCACCCGGUAUCACUUCUUGAUGUCUCCGGCUUUGAGCUAGCUACGGAGGCACGGUACCUGUCUUUGUUCCACUAGUCCGUGGCAAAAGCAACAGUGGAUCCGAUAUGCAGUACGUUCAUUUCCUUGGCCGUUUGUCGUUGGACUCAAAAGAUGACAAUGGGAAACAAGGGCACAGCUGCAGGUUGCAUUGACCAGGAACCACCAACAUGCGCGCCAAGGGGCUACAGCCGUCGAUAUCUAUGAGAUCUCUGAAAUGCCGUACGAAACGUCCAAGGCGCGGAUCAUUCAGUCAGAAAGUACGUUGCAAAACUGGGGUGCUUGGACAACAGAUUGGCUGCUUUGCCGAUAUGUGAUGCUCCAUCAUGCUCAUGAUGAUCGUAAUGCCCUGCUCCAAUGGCAGGUGCACAUUCCCACGGCCUCAAGAAAGUAAGUGGAAAUACCAUGAGCCACGAGCUCGUCACCAUGCCACAAUGGAUCAAUGGAUCCUCCCUUGAGAUCAGGCCCCCCAUCACCCCAAAGGUGAACCACAAAUCGAAGUAGAUUGAUGCUGUGAGAGUUGCUUUUCUGCGCUUUCUGCAAAGCUCUAUAAGAACUAAGCUACAGCUUCAGCACCUGGUAUCACUUCCUAAUUCCUGAUGUCUCUGGCUUCGAUCUAGCUAGCUACCGAGGCGCGGCACCUGUCUUUGUUCCACUAGUCAGUGGCAACAGCAACUGUGGACCCGAUACAUUCAUUCCAAACAUACCGCAGGCACAGCUGUAGGUUUCCAAGACCCAGAAUCACCAAUAUGCACUGCCCACGCAAAGCUGUCAAUGUCUAUGAGAUCUCCGAAAUGUUGUACUAAUAGACCAAUGCGCCGCUCAUUCUGUCCGAAAGGGCGUACACAAAAGAUUGACUGCUUUGCUCAUGGUACGGUACCUGAUACGCAAUGACAGGUGCCCCUUCCCACGGCCCAAGUGGAUGCAUUGAUGCAUUGAUGCAUUACAUCCUGUACCGGUACUGGUACUCAGAUCUCAGAUUAUGCCACAACGAGAAAUUGGAUCCCUUGAGAUCAGCCCCCUCUUGGAAUGGACCAACAAGUACAAUGGACCAACCAGUAUAACAAUCUGUGGGUUAUCAUGAACAGCUCUGGAGUGUUCCUGAGUACUACUAGCUAGUACUUUGAAAACUUUGUACUGGUCUGGCCUCCAGCCCAGCGCGACUUUGUACUUGAUGGUCCAUUCCUAGCCCUAAGGUGAACCACAAUUAUUGAUGUUGCAACGUACUAGUACGUGCAAUUCCGGCUUCCGGGGGCCGUUCCGGGGGCUACCUACCGGAUACCGGAUACCGGACAUGUACUGUAGCUACUCUGUAACAAAGCCUGUAAAACCUCUGUAAGGUACUGUAGUACUCUUGUACCGGUAGUUGCCAGUUUGCCAGAGCUUUGCCAGUUCGCCAGUUCGUUUCCAGUUUCCGUG